AUGAGGUCCAGCCGUUACACAGCUGAAUCGCUGUAUUCCCUCGCUCUGAAAUGCCUUAUCAGCCUCUCCACGAUCAUCUUGCUCGGACUCAUCAUCGUGUACCAUGCGCGGGAGAUCCAGUUGUUCAUGGUGGACAAUGGAGCAGAUGACUGGAGAAUAGCCAUGACUUAUGAGCGUAUUUUCUUUAUCUGCUUGGAAAUACUGGUGUGUGCUAUACAUCCCAUACCUGGGAACUAUACGUUCACAUGGACAGCUCGACUUGCCUUUUCUUACGCUCCAUCCACAGCAACAGCUGAUGUGGAUAUUAUUUUAUCUAUACCAAUGUUCUUAAGACUAUAUCUUAUCGCCAGAGUUAUGCUUUUGCAUAGCAAACUUUUCACUGAUGCCUCAUCUAGAAGCAUUGGAGCAUUAAAUAAGAUAAACUUCAAUACUCGUUUUGUUAUGAAGACUCUAAUGACAAUAUGUCCAGGAACAGUACUGUUGGUUUUUAGUAUCUCAUUGUGGAUAAUUGCUGCGUGGACUGUCCGAGCUUGUGAAAGGUACCAUGAUCAGCAGGAUGUUACUAGUAACUUCCUUGGAGCCAUGUGGUUGAUUUCGAUAACUUUUCUAUCCAUUGGAUAUGGUGACAUGGUACCUAAUACGUACUGUGGGAAAGGAGUCUGCUUACUCACUGGAAUCAUGGGUGCUGGGUGCACUGCACUGGUGGUAGCUGUGGUGGCAAGGAAGUUAGAACUUACCAAAGCUGAAAAACAUGUGCAUAAUUUCAUGAUGGACACCCAGCUAACUAAAAGAGUGAAAAAUGCAGCUGCCAAUGUACUCAGGGAAACAUGGUUAAUUUAUAAAAACACAAAGCUGGUUAAAAAGAUAGACCAUGCAAAAGUAAGGAAGCAUCAACGCAAAUUCUUGCAAGCUAUUCAUCAAUUAAGAAGUGUGAAAAUGGAACAAAGGAAACUGAAUGACCAAGCCAACACUUUGGUGGACCUGGCAAAGACUCAAAACAUCAUGUAUGACAUGAUCUCUGACUUAAACGAAAGAAGUGAAGAUUUUGAGAAGAGAAUUGUUACUCUGGAAACUAAACUGGAAACUUUAAUUGGUAGUAUUCAAGCUCUCCCUGGACUGAUUAGCCAGACGAUCAGCCAGCAACACAGGGAUUUCCUUGAGGCUCAGAUGCAGAAUUAUGAUCAGCACGUUACCUACAGUGCUGAGCGAUCACGAUCUUUGUCAAGAAGAAGGAGAUCCUCCUCCACAGCACCACCAACUUCAUCGGAGAGUAGCUAGAAGACAAUAAGUUAACUGCAAAAUAAAGACUUUUUGCCAUCA
This is a messenger RNA of Meleagris gallopavo (turkey), 1320 nucleotides long. Lineage: Eukaryota; Metazoa; Chordata; Aves; Galliformes; Phasianidae. The record is from RefSeq and is a predicted model, not a curated record.